UUGAGUAGAGCAUUGCACAGGCAGGGGAAGAAGCAGGAAGGGAGGCGACGGUAGGUGCGGCUGAAGGGCUUCCGAUAAGAUUCCCUGAGGCCGGGGCGGACUUGGAUGAGCUCCGUGUCGGAGCUCUCCGAAUAGCCCUCCCUCCUGCCACCGGCGCCACGGCGAGCGGGGCCUCGAACAUGGCAGAGUCAACAGCCAGCGUGGGAGCCACAGCGACUGUCACCGAGACCGAGGUGAUCGAGCCGGAGAAUCGCAGUCUUACCAUCAAGCUGAGGAAACGAAAGCCGGCCAAGAAGGUGGAGUGGUCAAGUGACACGGUGGACAAUGAGCAUUUGGGACGCCGAUCUUCCAAAUGCUGCUGCAUCUAUGAGAAGCCGCGGGCUUUUGGCGAGAGCUCGACGGAGAGCGAAGACGAGGACGACGAAGGCUGCGGCAACGCUCACUGUAUCCGGGGCCACAAGAAAGGGCAGCGGGGAAAAACGCAGGAUAAAGCAGGAGACGCCGGUCCUUCGAAGGGCGGCCCCCAGAAGUCAGAGCCGCCCGACCAAAACCACGCCGGGGCCAUGCAGCACUGAGCCCCACCCUGCCACGGCGGGGAGGAGAGCCCCAACUCCGACCCUGACCAGGGACUGAUACUGCCCUCUGGGGCAAAAAGGGGGGGGGAGGGAGGGAGGGGGAGGGCAAGGCAGGGCACGUGCAUCCAGCCCCCUGCCCAUCUGUCCUGUGCCGGUGCUCACGCCACGCCAACUCGGGGAGGGGGAGGGGGGGCACGUGCAUUCUGCUCCUUGUCUGUCUCGUGCCAGUGCUGCUGCUGUUGUUGUCUUCUCUGUGGCUGGUGAGUCCGUCUGGUGCUGCCUGUCCCGCCCCACGUGGAAUGUAUUGACAGAGCCAUCCGGGUUCCUUGCCUGAAUUUUUUUUUUUGGUCUGCUUCUCAAUUAAAUACUUGUCUCAGUGAUGAACCAGACGGGAAAUGGGCGCUGCUUCGGGAAGGGCGGUGACGGAGCCCCCUUUUUGCCAGCGUAGGUGGCACCUUUCCCUUCUUGCCAGUCCCUGUCUCGGAGCCCGUUCCUCCAUGCCUCCCGUUUCUGCCAACACACCUCUGCAACACCCAGCUCCCUUCGUGCCUCUCUGUCCUUCCAUACACUGCCUUGGCUUCCUCCCUCUCUCCCCCUCUCUCUCUCCCCCCCCCUCUCUCCGUGCCUCAGCUGUGAAGACCUCUCUGGGUACCAGCCCCACUGCCUCCCCCUGUGUACC
This is a messenger RNA of Gekko japonicus, 1254 nucleotides long. It is a transcript of the gene PPP1R11, whose product is annotated as protein phosphatase 1 regulatory inhibitor subunit 11. Bases 180 to 575 code for a protein of 131 amino acids. The record is from RefSeq and is a predicted model, not a curated record. The transcript has 3 exons. NCBI's taxonomy places the organism in Eukaryota, Metazoa, Chordata, Lepidosauria, Squamata, Gekkonidae. Gene Ontology annotation, cellular component: nucleus. Gene Ontology annotation, molecular function: protein phosphatase 1 binding; protein serine/threonine phosphatase inhibitor activity.